CAUUGUGAAUUAGGAAAGCAACUCAUCAUUAAUGUGGAUAUUCUGAAAACACUAAAGAAUGAUUGGACAAAAAACGGAGAGAUAUGCGACAAUACCAGUCUCCAAUUAAGCAGGCGAUGUCUUUGGCUCGGGUCUUCUGCCAUUUACAUGGCUAUUUGCAACCCAUAUCGAAUGCACAGAUACCUUUGGUCUCUGUACUCACAAGAACCCAAAAUAAUGUGAAACAUUGGCAACAUACUGCUCCACAACCAACAAGCUGUCGCUUGCAACUUCAGGAAGAAUGUCUUGAGCUUAGCUAUGGAGGGCUUGUGAUGCACUUUGACUAUGUGUGGUUACGGGAUCACUGCCGCUCUGCCUCCUGCUACAAUAGUAAGACAAACCAGAGGAACCUGGACACAGCAAAUGUGGAGCUGAACAUACAUCCAACAAACUACAGGGUGGAUGAUGAGAAUCUCUUUCUCACAUGGCCUGAUGGUCAUGUGACCAGGUACAACCUGAGUUGGCUGGCUCAGAACAGCUAUGAGGGACAGAAGCAGAGUGCCAUGCAGCCACGCAUUGUCUGGAACUCAGACAUCUAUACCAGUGCCAAGGUGCCCUUUGCCAACUGGGACAAGUUCAUGACCUGUGAUGAAGAACUGAAGAACUUCCUAAGUAACUUCCUGCUGUAUGGCAUUGCUUUUGUGGAGGGUGUUCCUUCCACUGUUGAGGCUACAGAGACGGUCACCAGGAGGGUGAGCCUUAUCAGAGAGACAAUGUAUGGCAAGAUGUGGAACUUCACAUCAGACUUCUCCAGAGGAGACACUGCAUAUACUAAAUUGGCCCUGGACCGCCACACAGACACCACAUACUUCCAGGAACCAUGUGGGAUCCAAGUGUUCCAUUGCCUUAGACAUGAGGGAACAGGAGGAAGAACACUUCUGGUGGAUGGAUUCUAUUCUGCAGGCCAAGUGCUGAAGAAGACGCCAGAACACUUUGAGCUGCUAGCACGGGUGCCAAUCAAGCAUGAGUACAUUGAAAAAGUCAGCAAACACCAAAAUCACAUGAUCGGCAUUGGACCUGUGCUCAACGUGUAUCCCUGGAACAAUGAGAUCUACAUGAUUCGGUACAAUAAUUAUGACCGUGCCGUCAUAAACACUGUCCCACAUGACAUUGUCAAGCGAUGGUACGUGGCUCACAGAGAGCUUACCACAGAGCUGAGGAAGCCAGAGAACGAGUUGUGGGUCAAACUGAAGCCUGGAAAGGUUCUCUUCAUUGACAACUGGCGUGUUAUGCAUGGUCGGGAGUCCUUCACAGGCCUGCGGCAACUGUGUGGCUGCUACCUGACCAGGGACGACGUCCUGAACACUGCCCGCUCCCUGGGUCUGCAGGCUUGAGUUAAGAGUCACCAUCUUGAGUGUCCAAAACAUUUUAGAUUUUAGUCAUUUAGGAGUUGCUUUUAUCCAGAGCAAAAUACAUGAUCAAUUAGGGUUAAGUGUCUUGCUAAAGGGCACAAUGACAGAUUUUUAUCCCCAUCAAAUAUGGGAUUUGAACAUGUGACCGUUCGGUUACUAGCACUAAAUUCCAACCAUUUCGUAAUUAAAUAGAAAAGACAAGACCUAAUCAGUCAUAAAAAUAUUGCUGAAUUAUUUA
This is a messenger RNA of Esox lucius (northern pike), 1629 nucleotides long. It is a transcript of the gene tmlhe, whose product is annotated as trimethyllysine hydroxylase, epsilon. The record is from RefSeq and is a predicted model, not a curated record. The coding region runs from base 84 to 1373 and encodes 429 amino acids. Gene Ontology annotation, cellular component: mitochondrion. The transcript has 9 exons. NCBI's taxonomy places the organism in Eukaryota, Metazoa, Chordata, Actinopteri, Esociformes, Esocidae. Gene Ontology annotation, biological process: carnitine biosynthetic process. Gene Ontology annotation, molecular function: trimethyllysine dioxygenase activity; iron ion binding.